Messenger RNA from Darwinula stevensoni, 4747 nucleotides. The record is from the annotation of a GenBank genome assembly. Lineage: Eukaryota; Metazoa; Arthropoda; Ostracoda; Podocopida; Darwinulidae.
UGCAGAUAUUGAUUGUGAAACUCAGGCUUACAACAUGAAAGGCUAAGCCUAGGCCUAGCCCACCUUGAAAAAAAUGAGAUUUGUGUUAGCAAACAAGUCAGGUCAACUUGUGAAGGCUUAGGCAAGCCAAGCCAGGCCACCUCAUAUAGCUUUAAUAUAAAGAGAAGCUUCACUUCAAACCAUGAAGUUUGCAAGUGUGAAGUCAUGGCUUGGCCUGGAUGCUCUUGGAAACUCAGGACCAACAGCUGGGUUGGUGGAGAUCAAUUGAAGAUGCGAUGAGGGAUGAUUCUCUGAGGGCACUUGUAAGUGACUCAUCUGAAGACUCUCUUCUUUGGGAAGGUGAAUCAGAGGUGGCUGAAGCCAUCCUGACCCUCUAUCUGAAGUUUGUGUUGGGAUUCAGUGAAGACUCUGCUACUGUCAUAUACCAUGUCUUCAAUAUGUUCUGCUAUUUCACCCCACUUCUUGGAGCCAUCAUUGCAGAUUCUCUUCUUGGGAAAUUCAGGACAAUAUUCUACCUGUCAGUGAUCUAUGCUUUUGGAAAUGUUGUCAUCUCCAUUUCUUCUGGACCGAUUCAAGGUUUUCCACAAAUUGAAUUCACUAUGUUGGGCUUGGCAUUGAUUGCUUUUGGAACUGGGGGUAUCAAACCCUGCGUUUCAGCCUUUGGUGGUGAUCAGUUCAAACUUCCAGAACAAGAGAAGCAGCUCCAGCAGUUCUUUUCUCUGUUUUAUUUUGCCAUCAAUGCAGGCUCCUUGAUCUCCACUUUUAUCACUCCCAUGCUGAGGCAGGAUGUAUCUUGCUUUGGAAAUGACUCUUGCUACCCUUUGGCCUUUGGUGUACCAGCUGGAUUGAUGAUAAUCUCUCUAGGCCUGUGGGAAAGCCCUGCUGAUCACAAGGUCCUGGAACGUACGUUGGAGAAGAGCCUGGACAUGUCUCCCAAAGUGUGGAGGGACCUGUGUCUCUGGCCGAUACAGCACUGCCCUGGUGGUGAUAUCCAGAAACUUUUCUUCAUUUUCCUGAUUGGAAAGUCCAUGUACAAAAUAAUUCCUCCAGAAGGGAACAUCAUUGUCAGAGUGGUCAGCUGCAUAUGUCAUGCCCUAAAAAGAAGAGCUGGACCCAAGACAGAAAAGAAGGAGCACUGGCUUGAUUAUGCUGAUGACAGGUAUGAGAGGACUUUAAUUGAAGAUGUCAAAGUUGUUCUCAAUGUGCUGAUGCUCUACCUUCCUCUACCAGUUUUUUGGGCUCUGUUUGAUCAGCAGGGGUCCAGAUGGACAUUCCAAGCUGCUCGCAUGAAUGGUCAGUUAGGAAGUUGGACAAUAAAACCAGAUCAGAUGCAAGUGAUCAAUCCUUUCCUGAUUCUGGCCAUGAUCCCCAUGUUUGAGACUGUUGUCUACCCACUCCUCAGUAAAUGUCACCUCUUAGAAAAACCACUCCAGCGCAUCACUGUUGGAGGAUUCUUGGCUGCUUUAGCUUUCAUAGUAUCUGCUCUGGUCGAAUUCCAACUUGAGAAAACCAACCCAGUAUUCCCAAGGCCAGGUCUUUCAAGGUUGAAUGUGAUCAAUGGCAUUGAUUGCCCCAUUGAAAUGCUGAACACUGGUGGUGCAGAGUCACUUGUUGCUGUAGAACCUCUUAGGAUGAAGACUUUUGAAAUUCCAGCUGGAAUAUAUGACAUUGGUCUCUUGGUCAACAUGAGCUAUUGCACUGGCCCAUACAAACCCAAUGGACCUAGUGUCCCUAACCAAUUCCCACUUGAGGCUCAGUCAGAGAAGGUUUCUACUAUUUUGGUGACUCUGAAUUCUGACUACCAAGAAUUGGCAAAGCAACUUUACCCAUCAGAUGAUAUACGCAAGUCAGGUGCUGGGAAUAUCAAAGUCAGAUUGGUACACAGCUUGUUUGGUGGAAGUCCCUUCAACGGAACCGUGAAACUCGUAUCACCUCAUGGCCAUCUUGGUGCUGCUUUCCCUGUCAACAUUGGAAUAGGAGCGGCUGCUUUUCAAGAAUUGGAAGCUGCUAAUGCUGAAUACCAAGUUGUGUUGGAGUAUGGAAAAGAAAAUAUUACCAAGGAACUUGGCUCAUUCCAAGGCCAAGCAGGAGGAGUAUACAGCAUCCUCAUCCAUGGCAACAUGGCCUCCACCCCUGUAAGUGUCCAUCAAGUGACUUAUUUAUUUCUCAGUCAUGUCAUCAUAACUGUGUUGAUGGAAUCCUUUGUCAUGACACCCCCAAACACCAUUCAUAUGACCUGGCAGAUCCCUCAGUACUUUCUUAUCACGUGUGGAGAAGUGAUGUUCUCCAUCACUGGACUGGAAUUUUCUUUCACUCAGGCUCCACAAUCAAUGAAGGCUGUGGUGCAGUCAGCUUGGCUCUUGACAGUGGGCUUUGGGAAUUUGAUCGUUGUCCUCGUGGCUGAAUCCCGAUUGUUUCAGCGACAGGCACUGGAAUUCAUGUUUUUUGCUCUCUUCCUUGCCAUCGACAUGAUGAUAUUUCAUGCUGUUGCUGUGAAGUACCAGGAACGAACCACUUCAGAAAGCCACCCUCUCCUCUCACCCAGUACUAAUGAAACUCCUCAAUAUGAUGGUUCCCCAAUGUGAUCAAGACUGAUAAAAGUUUAUAUUGGGACUGUCUAGUGCUGUCAUUCACUGAAUGAGUUUGAAUGACAAGGUUCUGAAUGCCUCAGCAGGCUCAGCUUACUCUCAUGUUUCAAUACUCACAUCUUUUGCAAUGCUUCAAGACAUCUUUGAUGUGAGGGCUUUUGCACAAUUGCAUGGAUGUUGUGCUCUUUAAAAAUCUUCUUCCCCCUUUGCUGGUACUUGGGACCUUCAAGGAAAUGUUUUGUAUGUUGUUAUUGGCAUUGUCAAGUAUUUCUCUGGUUGCUUCCUCUGCAUGGAACUUCAAAACUCACUAAUCCUUCUCUAACCUCUGGGAUUCUCAUAUCAAAGUCCCAAUAGCAUGAAGUCGGUUCUACAAGCAGCUUGGCUCUUAUGUGUGGCUGGUGGGAAUCUCAUCGUUGUCAUUGUGUCUGGAGCUCAUUUAAUAGAGAGACAAGGGAUGGAGUACCUCCUUUUUGCAGGCCUCAUGAUCUUGGACAUGCUUGUUUUCAUGGUGCUGGCUGUAAGAUACAAAUCAAGAACUGUAGAGUCAUGUCCUGCUGUGCAUUGUGUGAAAAAUUCACAUGAAACUGCUGACACCCACCUGUGAUUCAAUUCCUUAAUCUGUGAACUUGUUUGUUACCAGUACCAUUUAGAAUCAAGUGUGAACUGUGUAUCCAUCUAUGCUUGACUACAUUCUUUGCUGAAGGUGUCUCAGGGCUUUUAACUGUGCUUCCCCUUAAUUUUAUUCCAUGUCUUUCUUCCUUUUGAUGUAUUUUCUGACAUGUAUAUUGCAAGAUGUUUGGAUUGGGGACAAGGUGUUAGCUACAAUAGAAUAUCGAAAUCUUCAACAUUGUAACUGAAUUUAUGUCGAAAAAUAGUGAAAUUGUAGCAGUUCUUAAUUUCUGAACUUCAGUUGUGAGUCCUUGAAGUUAAACAUAGUCUCUCCCCCAAGAUUGGACUGAUAUAUAAACUUUUUAGAAUUUUUAUGUCAACUGCAUGAAGAAGGGCCUGGAAUGGUUUUCCAGAUUGAUGUAAGGGAAAUUAAUAUUCAAAGAAGUCGUGUUAAUUUUAGCUGCCUUGAGAAAAGCUCCCUUUUUGUAUUGUUACCCUCUGACUGUAUUCUCCAUUGGUACAGUUACAGAAGCUUGGGUCAUGGCAAAUAAGUUGUAAUGAAUCAGCUUUUUGCACUUUAUGACUAAAGUGAAGGUCAUCACUGCCCCUUUUGCAUUCUGCUACUAAAUCAUUUAACUGUGAAUUUUGAGCUUUGCAAGACGUCGAUGUGAAAAUCAGUUGUGACCAGUGCAUUGGGAAUCUUUGGGAAACCAGCUCUUACUUCCACUAAGUCAUUAUCAUAAGGAAUCUACCAUGGAAGACUGGAUUUCUUUGGUUUCGUUGUCAAAUGACAAUCCAUUCAUUGUUUCCUAGAAAUUUCCUUUUUGAACUUGAGGACAUUGAACUUUUUUUUGAAAAGACUGGCCUCCCCCCUGUGAGCUCUAACUGGCCAAAAUUGAGUUAUUACCCUCUUCCAUCUUUAUGCAAGUAUCCAUGUCCCCAUGUUCCAAAGGCAGAAAGCAUUUUGUGCUGCACCUCAUUUCUAAAGCAGUCAAAUCCACCUGAGUCUCAAUACACCAUACAACAGACUUUCCCAGGCCUAAGGGUCACAACCCACUCGGGUUGACAUGGGGUUUUGGUUUGUCACCAAGGGCUGAGAGCACAAGAAACACGUGUUUAGAUUUUUCAUCUUGUGUUUUUGCACUGUUCUUUCCAAUUGGCCUAUGACCUUCCUUGUGAGUUACUCAGUCAAAAAGUUUUGGAGCCACUGGUAUACAGUAAGUAGUUGAAAAGUCUUUGGUUGAGUUUUGGUAAUACAAUGUUGUGAUGAUAUUCCCUGAAGUGGAAGUUUGGAAUUCCAGCAUUGAACAUUGCAUUCCUCUCUUGCUGAUAAUUUUGCUGCAGGGAUUAUGAAAGAUGGACCAUGUGGAAUGUUGUAUCAAUAGCAUUUGUUGAAUUUUGUGCUUUAUGCUUAUUUAUAUACAGUAGGCGAAAAUUUAUUGUGGUGUUGGCUGUUGAAAUCUCUUGAAUUAUUGUGAUUCCAUAUUUUGACUUUCAAGAAUUUAAUGCAGCUUCAUAUUUUUUUAUGAAAUACAAUGACUGGCUUGUGU